Messenger RNA from Xylaria bambusicola, 2210 nucleotides. RefSeq names its product peptidoglycan binding domain-containing protein. The record is from RefSeq and is a predicted model, not a curated record. The transcript has 3 exons. NCBI's taxonomy places the organism in Eukaryota, Fungi, Ascomycota, Sordariomycetes, Xylariales, Xylariaceae. The coding region runs from base 490 to 2022 and encodes 510 amino acids.
CGGCCACUCUACACCCCUUUCAGGAGAUCUAGCCAGCCUAGCCAGUUGGCGGAUUGUGGUCUCUUGCUGGUAUUGGCAAUCCAACUGGACCCAGAACAGUGGCUGCGAAAUUCUAGAGCCCUAGUAACGAGCACUGAUGUGGAAACAUAUACACCUCCCGAAGAAGCUAUCAGUCUAGACUACCCAGCGCCCGUCCCAGCUGAACGGAACUUUCGCCUGUUUAGGUCGCGCCUAGCUCUUUGGAGGGGACUAUUGGUUGGUAAUCUGAUCAUUCUAUCUGGAUUGAGCGUAUCACUCCUGAGCACCAUGGGCAACGCGUAUGUGUGCAAGUCCGGGGACGUUUUCAUGUCGAAAUCGCCUUAUGUAUGUUCCGUUGUGAUAUAAAAGAGCGAUGGUGCAGCCCGAUAUCAUCUCCUCUCAAGGGUUGGAGUCUACGCAUUAUUGAUUGAUUACUGAUCUCAUCCUUUCUCGCAUAUCCAUUCGCACACAAUGGAUUCCAACUGCUUAGUGUGCACUUCAAACUACCUUCGGGGUUCGAUCAGGAAGCGACUCAUCGUUUGCUGCGAUGGCACGUUCAGCGGCGUUGAUAAAGGCACCGAUCAAUACUCGAGCAACGUUGCUAGACUCAGCCGGACCAUCUCCAAGGUGGGUAUCACUACCGACGGCAACAAGAUUCCCCAGGUCGUAUAUUACCAGUCAGGUGUUGGCACUGGCGCAUUAACUGUCGUCAAUAAAGCGCGGCAAGGUGCUGUUGGUGAAAGUCUAGCAGAGAAGGUCUGCGAGGCUUACAACUACUUGGCAAACAACUGGGGUCCUGGCGAUGAAAUCUUCAUCUUCGGAUUCUCUCGUGGCGCGUAUACUGCUCGGUCUUUGGCUGGCUUCAUUUGCGAAGUUGGCCUUCUGACACCUCUUAUGCUUGAUCACUUCUAUGAGAUCUACGAGGCGUACAAGAACAGGGGAGGGAAGCCGCUGGCAGAAACUGCUUGGGCUAAGACUACCUUGACGGCGGGCGAGCUUGGAACGGUGCCCCCACGUAAGGGUGACUCUAAGCGAGAUAUGGGCACCCGCAUGGAUUUCCUGAGGAGGUCGUCUCACCAUCACGUAAAAAUCAAGGUGGUGGGAGUCUGGGAUACUGUCGGUAGCUUGGGAUACACCAAUUGGUUCGGCCAGGCAGGAGCUGACAGCUCUUUUCAUAGCACUAGGCUCAGUCCAAAAAUUGAGAAUGCCUUCCACGCUCUAGCAGUCGACGAAACACGGGGAAACUUCCCUCCCACACUUUGGUACCUUGACUCGUGCUGCAUGGGGGAGGACAAUAAGCCCAAAGUCAACCUCAAGCAGUGCUGGUUCCCAGGCUAUCACUCAGACGUAGGCGGUCAUAGUGCAAGUAAUAUUGACACUAACAGUGUCGACGAGAUUGCGUUCGCGUGGAUGUGCGAUCAGCUAUUCGGACUAUUACAGCUGAGCGGAACAGCGUUACAGAAAUACAUCCUCUUCAGGAUAGGCGAUCUCAACCUCGAUACCCAGAACAAGAACAUCCGCGAUCUCAAAGCGGCGUGGUCCACAAUCAAAUGGAGUGAUGGGACGCUGGAGGAUACGAACGGCUGGACAGACUGGUGGUGGAUUCCCUCUUUGAUUUCAACCCGAUCAGCAUCGUAUAAGCGUAUCCCAGGCGAAACUCCCGCGUCCGAAGUCGUUGACGGCAAAAAGAAGGAUAUCGACUACAUGUGGUUCAAUGAGGAGGUGCACCCCUCUGUCCGCCAUCGCAUGAACACCAAAGACCUAUCGUAUAUGCCUGAAGGGCUUAGCAAAGCAAAUGGUUGGAGAUACGUCGAGGCUUCCGGAGACAGACAAGCGCACUGGGUGAAGAACUCCAACGGCAAGGAGAUUGUUCUCAAUGAGUAUAUCAUUCCAAAGUUGAGCACGCCUUUCCAAUCCGGUUCAGGCUACGAUUUCUGGCAAGGAAGUUUAGAGCGUACCUUCGCUCCAAAGGAUGUUUUGGCUGCGCAAGAUCUAUAUGCUUAGAAAUGAGGGAUACGAAUGAAGAUUGAUGAUAGCGAGUAGUCCUUCUGAAGUUAGGCGUACGGCGCAUGUAUUGAAGUAUACCUGUGUAUCUAAUGGUGAGUUUAAUAGCGACCCGGUGACUUUUGGACUAUUAUCCUAUUUUUGGUUAGACAAUUAUAAAGCAUUACUCCUAGCAGUUAUAUAUAUAU